Nerophis lumbriciformis (worm pipefish) is the source of this 1577-nucleotide messenger RNA. The record is from RefSeq and is a predicted model, not a curated record. Lineage: Eukaryota; Metazoa; Chordata; Actinopteri; Syngnathiformes; Syngnathidae.
CGGGCCCUAAUAAAGAUUUCUACACAUAGAAGUAAUCAUCAACUUAAAGUGCCCUCUUUGGGGAUUGUAAUAGAGAUCCAUCUGGAUUCAUGAACUUAAUUCUAAACAUUUCUUCACAAAAAAAGAAAUCUUUUACAUCAAUAUUUAUGGAACAUGUCCACAAAAAAUCUAGCUGUCAACACUGAAUAUUGCAUUGUUGCAUUUCUUUUCACAGUUCUUUUUGACAGACAUUUAAAAAAAAAUCUGAGUACCCCUUGGCAUACCUUCAAGUACCCCCAUUUGAGAACCACUGUCUCAAACUGAAUCAUAUUGGUGCUUUGUUUGAUUUCAUUAGUUAAUCCAUUCCAUAAUUUAAUUCCACAUACGGAUAUGCUAAAGGUUUUAAGUGUUGUACGAACAAACGAAUGUUUUAAAUUAGAUGUUCUUCUAAGGUUAUAUUUCUCCUCUUUUGUUGAGAAGAAUUGUUGUAUAUUCUUUGGUAGCAGGUUAUAGUUUGCUUUGUACUUCAUUUUAGCUGUUUGCAAAUGCACCAAAUCGUUGAAUUUCAAUAUUUGUGAUUCAAUAAAUAAAGAGUUUGUUCACUCAGAAACUAUUUUACGUUUCCCCAACGAUUUCGCCAAUUUUUCCCUUGCGCGCUAAUUGACUGAAAGAGCACACACUUGACGUCACGUUAUCGAUGGGGAAAGGCAUUAUUAGACAGUAUGAUUUGCCUGAGCGGCGAGGAGACUCCAAGAGUAACACGCGGUAGAAAAUGGAUUGAUGAAUGGGCUAGAAAGGAUAGAUUAAAAAAGAAUGAUAAAAAAAAAAAUAUAUAUAUAUUUUUUUUUAACUUGGGACUUCCCACGGGCCAGAUUUUAGACGCUGGCGGGCCGUAGUUUGGGGACCCCUGAACAAAGGUGUACUUUACUUGUUUACUUACAAGAUUAAGGACCAACAUUGGCCCACAAACCAAAUGUCUUUUGAGGCCACUACACUAACAACUAAACCAUGCUACUUUUUGUUUGGCUCAUUUUCCCUUGGGGGAGGGGCAACUGUGUUUAAAAAGAAGUCAGAGCAACACUUGAUGUUUUUCACGAUGAACUCACCACCUUACGCAACCCCGAUGCAGCCUAUCAACACCACCGUGGUCCAGUACACCACGGUGGAAAUUGGCAGGGAGAAGCAACGCGACUACAUCUUCUACUCGCUCAUCAGCCUUUUCUACUUGGGAAAUCCAUGCUGUUUGGGAUUGGCGGCCAUGUUCUACUCCAUCAGGGCCCGAGACCGGAAGGUAGCCGGAGACAUUGAGGGAACCAAACUUAACGGCACCCAAGCCCUGUGCUUAAACAUAGCAGCCACCGUUCUCUUCUGCCUCCUUCUCUUGGUUUUCAUCAUCACGAUUUCUGUCGUUCUUACCAGGAAUGUCAAUUACUCAAGAACGUUUUCAAAUUACUUUCACCAUGGAUAUUGAAGACAUCCACCUAGCCUGGUUCUUUCCUGCUUUGCUUAAAAAAAAACCCAUCAAGCUAACUUGAUGCUAAUUGUGAACGCCAACUGCCAGAUUUGUGUAUUCAAAUAAAUAGUCCUGUUGCGCUCGA